AUGGCGGAAGCGAACUCGUACGAGGAGCAGCGCCGGCGGCAGAUGGAGGAGAACCGCCGGAAGCUCGACGAGCUGCGCCUGCACCACCUCUCCGCCGCCGUCCGCGAGGCCGCCGCCAGGCCCAACCCCAACCCCAACCCCAAGCCCAAGCCGAAGCGGAAGGCCCCGGAGCCCGGCGAUCUCCGGCGGUCCGGCCGCGUCGCCGGCCUCCCGGAGCAGCCCGACUACCUCGAGGGCGCGCAGCACCGCGACGAGCAGGGGGUGUACGCCGCAUACGACGCCCGUAUUUGGAAAGGACCGACCGACGAGGAGAGGGCCGCCGCCGUCGCCAGGGCCGAGGAGCUCCGGCGCCGGAUCCACCGCAUUCGCCGGCCCGCCUUCGUCAAGACCUUGACCCACGUCUGCGCCAGCAGGGCAAAACUGAUGAUGAUCCCGAAGCACUUCAUCGAGCACCUCCCGGCGCACGAUGAGGCGGUCGUCUUGGUGGAUGAGGCGGGUGUCGAGUUCCACAUGCUGUGCAAUGCCAGCAAACAGGGCAUCUGCUACCUCAGCAAGGGGUGGAGAGAGUUUGCCGUCCACCAUGACCUUGAAAACGGCGAUUGCUUGGUUUUCCAGCUGAUAGAAAGCGCAAAGUUCAAGGUCUACAUUUUCAGAGCAAACCCAGACUAUGAAAGCAAUGAAACUUCCGAUGACUCUGAGGAUGAACAGUAA
Triticum turgidum subsp. durum (durum wheat) is the source of this 711-nucleotide messenger RNA. Lineage: Eukaryota; Viridiplantae; Streptophyta; Magnoliopsida; Poales; Poaceae. The record is from the annotation of a GenBank genome assembly.